This is a messenger RNA of Prinia subflava (tawny-flanked prinia), 3432 nucleotides long. RefSeq names its product prokineticin receptor 1 (gene PROKR1). Lineage: Eukaryota; Metazoa; Chordata; Aves; Passeriformes; Cisticolidae. Gene Ontology annotation, cellular component: plasma membrane. The transcript is spliced from 3 exons. The coding region runs from base 653 to 1846 and encodes 397 amino acids. The record is from RefSeq and is a predicted model, not a curated record. Gene Ontology annotation, molecular function: neuropeptide Y receptor activity. Gene Ontology annotation, biological process: neuropeptide signaling pathway.
CCGGGAAAGCACAUCACCCUCCUUCCUCCCCCUCCUUUCCAGAGGGAGGUUUGCAUUUGCUUCUGAGGCACAUCAGGUGCAGGCUGCUGCUGCCCAGCACAGGCAAAACCCAAAGAGCAAGGGCAGACCGGGGUUUAAAUGUUCCAUGCUCAGGCUUGCUAACAAAGCCAGUUCCACACGUUCAGGGGGUUUAAGGCAGAGGAACCCCAAAAGGGCUGUGCUCUAUUGUCUCCAGAUCGUGCUGCCUCUUUAAAAUCAGAAAUGCACGGACAGCUUCAAGGUGCCUCCCACUAAGCAAAGGCUUUAGAUGCAGGCACAGAGGCAGAGGAGCCAUCCUCUAACAUGAAUGGGAGGGAAGGAGCACUCAGCGGAGUCCUUGGGCUACUUCCAGUGAUCCUUUCUCUCCUCCAGUAACAGCAGCACCUGCAGAGGAGAAACCUGGCAGCUCUCCUCAGGGUGCCUGAGACCUCCAAGAAGAUGAGCGCAACUGCAGAAGGAGAUAAGUGAGGCCGUUGUUCUAUAAUCUUCUGGGGACAAGCACAAGGUUACUCACGGCUCAAAAGGAAGCUUUGGGUGAGGUCUCUUGCCUGCCACUCUUGGCUAGCACAACACCGAGGGCCAGACAAGCUGUACACACCAAAAGAAGACAGACAUGGCCAUGGAGCAAACUGAACAUGACCUAAACGCUACCACUCGCCUCAACUUCGCUGCAAUCUACAACAUCCACGAGGGGGAUUUCACCUCUUUGCGAAACUCCUCCUUCCCUUUCAAUUUCACCUACAGCGACUAUGACCUGCCGCUGGACAGCGAAGACGACGUGACCAAAACCCUCACCUUCUUCACAGCCAAGAUUGUCAUCGGGGUGGCUCUGGUUGGCAUCAUGCUGGUCUGCGGCAUCGGCAACUUCAUCUUCAUCGCUGCUCUCGCCCGCUACAAGAAGCUGCGGAACCUCACCAACCUGCUGAUCGCCAACCUGGCCAUCUCGGACUUCAUCGUGGCCAUCGUGUGCUGCCCCUUCGAGAUGGAUUACUACGUGGUGCAGCAGCUGUCCUGGGAGCACGGCCACGUCCUCUGUGCCUCGGUCAGCUACCUACGAACUGUCUCCCUCUACGUUUCAACCAAUGCUCUCCUGGCUAUAGCUGUUGACAGGUAUCUGGCCAUUGUUCACCCACUGAAACCACGCAUGAAUUACCAAACAGCAACCUUCCUCAUUGCCUUGGUGUGGAUUGUCUCCAUACUUGUAGCUAUUCCAUCUGCAUACUUUGCUACCGAAACUGUGCUAUUUAUAGUGAAAAACCAGGAGAAAAUUUUCUGUGGCCAGAUUUGGUCAGUUGACCAGCAGAUGUACUACAAAUCAUACUUCCUCUUCAUCUUUGGCAUUGAAUUUGUAGCACCUGUGAUUACAAUGACCUUGUGUUACGCCAGGAUCUCUCAGGAGCUUUGGUUUAAAACCGUCCCAGGAUUUCAGACGGAACAAAUCCGAAAGAGGCUUCGGUGCAGAAGGAAAACUGUUAUGGUGCUAAUGUGCAUCCUGACUGCCUAUGUUCUCUGCUGGGCACCUUUCUAUGGCUUCUCCAUUGUCCGGGACUUCUUCCCCACCAUCUUUGUGAAAGAGAAGCAUUAUCUUACCGCCUUCUACAUCGUGGAGUGCAUCGCCAUGAGUAACAGCAUGAUAAACACCAUGUGCUUCGUCACCAUGAAAAACAACACCAUGAAGUAUUUCAAGAAGAUCAUGCUGCUCAGGUGGAGGUCAACGUAUAAAGGAAGCAAAUCCAGCACAGAUUUGGACCUGAGAACAAGUGCAAUGCCAGUCACAGAGGAAGUAGACUGCAUAAAACUACAAUAAGCUUUCUGAGGUCCUAAUAGCACCUUUUUUUGGAGAGGGGGUAAAGAGGAAAUAAUACCUUCCCAGAAGCUUCUUCCUUGUCUGUGGGAAUACCCUCCACUGGUGAGAGCCCUCAAAUAAGCAGCCUGCUUUGCAUUCCCACCAGAACUCUUCUCACUGGACUGCUGGAUAAUCCUUAAGCUUGAACAGAUGCUGUGCUUCAGUUCACAUAUCUGUCAAUUUGGGAUGUAGACACUAAUUUUAGAGUUGUUUAAUAAGAACAGAGAAGUCUAUGAAUGCAUUAGAGCAUAUUACAAUGAUGGAAAAGUUGUGUGCUGAUCCUAGCAGUGAUGCUUCGUUUCUUACCAGAAACCUCUUUACUCCUUUGAGCUUAUGACUUGUACCUGUAAGCUAUUUGGUGUCCUUUCUGCUCAGAAGAGAAAGGAUGGCAAAAAAGCCCAUUUUGCUUCCUGUCACCCUUUAACCUCUCAGUUUACCCCUCCUGAUGAAGCUUCCUGAAGUCUACAGACAACCAGCUUUCUUUUGUCAUUGGAUGAUAAUGCACAGCAUGCUCUUAUGAAAGGCACGUGCUCUGAAAGCUAAAAUCUGCUUCACAGUCCAGUGGAAACCUCAAGCCUCUUCCUUUUACACCUUGUUUAAAAACACUUUAUCAAUAUUCCACUCUUUAGUUUUAUGGAGGGUGUUACUCUGCCUGUUAUGUGUUUGGAAAUGCCACAGAUACAAAGGAUCUCUUCCCUCACCUCCAAGCACCCUAUGGCCAGCUUCUGCUGCCUUGAGAUGCUGAGCUCACCACAGAACCCAUCACAAAAUAGUAGAAGUUGGGAAUAACACCUUCACAUUUGUCUAGCCCAGCCCUCAGCACAUAUCAGCCAUGAUUGUGUCCAGCUAGGCUUUGACUGACUCCAGGGAAUGCUGACAGUCUCCCUGGCUCACCAAUGUCACUGUUCAACAGGUCUCACACAGUGGAAAAGUGUUAUCUUAUGUUCAGAUGGAAUUUCCUGUUUUACCUUGCUUGUCUAUCUAGGGAUCUAUCUAACUAAGCAUGGUGGUGAGAAAAAUCCAACCAGACAUCUUAACAAGUCUGUGUGGUAACCUUCAUGAUAAAGGAUAAGCAAAGCCAAACCACCAAGGAGAUCCUGAGAUGAUCCAUCUUUCUGGGAGCAAGACAGGCUGAGGCUUCAGCAAGCCAGACUCUGGUUAAGCUGAAUAGCUUAUUGUCUGCUGAGAUAUGAGGCAACAGCUCUAGAUGAAUUCUGCAUUUUCUUCUGCAGUCCUUCAUUUACUGUUCUGAUUUAGUGCAACUCCAGUUUGGAUGUUUCUCACCUGAUAAUUGUGACAAAGCAGGUGACAGUGACAGUAAUACCUACUUAUUUCAACUACACAUAAGAUAUCAUAGACUUCUGUGUAUGGAAAUAAAAUCUUUUCUGUUGUGAUGAUAAAUGCUUCCUGUUUUAGAGUAUGUGGUUGUGCCUACUUUUGGAGUAAAUGGUUUUGGUAAAUAAUUUGUCUAUUUGUGAAUUUAAAGUGAGCAGCAAAUCCUGAAAAUAAAAUAUGGCCUCAGUAUCAGCAUUCAGAAUUAUUUUUUG